Caretta caretta (loggerhead turtle) is the source of this 1751-nucleotide messenger RNA. It is a transcript of the gene SLC7A7, whose product is annotated as solute carrier family 7 member 7. Gene Ontology annotation, biological process: amino acid transmembrane transport. The record is from RefSeq and is a predicted model, not a curated record. Lineage: Eukaryota; Metazoa; Chordata; Testudines; Cheloniidae. Gene Ontology annotation, cellular component: membrane. Gene Ontology annotation, molecular function: basic amino acid transmembrane transporter activity; L-amino acid transmembrane transporter activity.
CAUAUUGGCUCGUUCCUGGCCCUGCAGUUUUCGCCGUCUUGAAAGUGUAUCCACGGGAACCCAGAAGAGUCAAUUCGCGGACUCUCCUUCCCGUCCCCCCGAGAUGAACCAUGGCGCCCACCCCGCACUACGCCCCGGCCCCGCCGCAGGAGCCCGCCAGCCCCCCGGAGCCCCCCGUCAAGCUGCAGCGGGAGAUCUCGCUGCUGAGCGGCAUCUGCCUCAUCGUGGGCAACAUGAUCGGGUCGGGCAUCUUCGUCUCGCCCAAGGGCGUGCUCCUGCACAGCGCCUCCUAUGGGCUGGCGCUGGCCGUGUGGGCCGUGGGCGGCCUCUUCUCCGUCUUCGGGGCGCUGUGCUACGCCGAGCUGGGCACCACCGUCACCAAGUCGGGGGCCAGCUAUGCCUACAUCCUGGAGGCCUUCGGGGGGCUGGCGGCCUUCGUCCGCCUCUGGGCCUCCCUCCUCAUCAUCGAGCCCACCAGCCAGGCCGUCAUCGCCCUCACCUUCGCCAGCUACAUGGUGCAGCCCGUCUUCCCCAGCUGCCCGGGGCCCUACGCCGCCCACCGCCUGCUGGCCGCCGUCUGCAUCUGUCUCCUGACGUUCGUUAAUUGCGCCUACGUGAAAUGGGGGACGCGGGUGCAGGACGUCUCCACCUACGCCAAGCUGCUGGCGCUGCUGGCCGUGAUCGUCGCCGGCGUCGUGCGCCUGGCACAGGGACACUCCGAGCACUUCGCUGACCCCUUCGCGGGCUCCUCGCUGGCCGUGGGGGACCUGGCCCUGGCCCUCUACUCGGCCCUCUUCUCCUACUCGGGCUGGGACACCCUCAACUUCGUCACUGAGGAGAUCAAGGACCCCGAGAGGAACCUGCCGCUGGCCAUCGGGGUCUCCAUGCCGGUGGUGACGGCCAUUUACCUGCUGACCAACGUGGCCUAUUACACGGUGCUGGCGCCCGGCGAGCUGCUGGCCAGCGACGCCGUGGCUGUGAGCUUCGCCGACCGCGUCUUCGGCAUCUUCAACUGGACCAUCCCCCUGGCCGUGGCCCUGUCCUGCUUCGGGGGACUGAACGCCUCCAUCCUCGCCGCCUCCAGGCUGUUUUUCGUGGGCUCGCGGGAGGGGCACCUGCCCGACGCCCUCUGCAUGAUCCACGUGGAGCGAUUCACCCCCGUGCCGGCCCUGCUCUUCAACGGGGCCAUGGCUCUGGUCUAUCUCUGCGUGGAGGACAUCUUCCAGCUCAUCAACUACUACAGCUUCAGCUACUGGUUCUUCGUGGGCCUGUCCAUCGCCGGGCAGCUCUACCUGCGCUGGAAGGAGCCCGACAGGCCCCGCCCACUCAAGUUGAGCAUCGUCUUCCCGCUGUUUUUCUGCCUGUGCACCGUGUUCCUGGUGGCCGUCCCGCUCUACACCGACCCCCUCAACUCGCUCAUCGGCAUCGGCAUCGCGCUCUCAGGGCUGCCCGUCUACUUCCUGCUGGUGCGGAGCCCGGACACCCGCCGGCCCCGCUGGCUGCGGGCGGCCGUGGCCGGCGUCUCCCGCCACAUCCAGCUGCUGUGCCGGGCCGUGGUGACGGAGCUGGACCCUGACGACAGUCGCCCCAAAUCCCAGUGACGGAGCCAGUGGGGAAGGGGCACCUUCCCUCCCCCCAAGACCCACUCCUCUUUAAUUUAUUGGCCCCCUCGGCCCUGGUGUCGGGGCACCACCAGCCCCGCCCUUGCCUCGGAAGCAGCUGCUACCAAUAAACCAGCAUCACUCCAGUCA